AUGUUUCCAACUCCAGAUCUUUCUCAUUUGAAACGGAGUGAUUAUUCUAAAAUCUAUGAACCUGAUUCCGAUUCAUUUUUAUUCUUAGAUGCAUUAGAAUGUGAACUAAAUAUCAUUCGUUCAUUAGAUCCAUUGAUUAUUGUUGAAUUUGGUUGUGGUAGCGGGAUUAUAAGCACAUUUUUGUCAAAACAUAUUCUUUCAUCUCAUUGCUCUUUAUUUUAUUUAACGGAUAUUAAUCCACACGCUUGCUCAUCUACUCAGAAAACUUAUCAACAAAAUAAUGUUAUUCAACAAUUUCAAAUAACUAAUUGUGAUUUAGCAACGCCAUUUCUUCAGCGUUUGGCAAACGGUGUUGAUUUAAUUUUGUUCAAUCCGCCAUAUGUUCCAACUGACGAAGUAGUCAAUAGUGGAGAUAAUUUAAUUGAUGCAGCAUAUUCAGGUGGUAAGCAAGGCAUCGAAGUUAUUCAGAGAGCUAUUGAACAAGCAUCCAUAUUAUUAACAGAAAAUGGAUUAUUUUAUAUGAUCGCGUUAGAAUUAAAUUCGGUUGAAACACUGACGUUAAUAGCUAAAAAAUUUAAUUUAACUAUGGAGAUUGUACUUAAACGACGAACACUUAUAGAAAGUUUAAUUGUUGUCAAGUUUAAACGAAAACUAAAUUCUGCUCAGGAAUAA
This is a messenger RNA of Didymodactylos carnosus, 672 nucleotides long. Lineage: Eukaryota; Metazoa; Rotifera; Eurotatoria; Philodinida; Philodinidae. The record is from the annotation of a GenBank genome assembly.